Molecule: messenger RNA, 947 nt
Organism: Danio aesculapii
Lineage: Eukaryota; Metazoa; Chordata; Actinopteri; Cypriniformes; Danionidae
Gene: surf2
Product: surfeit 2
Exons: 6
Coding region: 179-925 (248 amino acids)
Source: RefSeq, a predicted model, not a curated record
UUUUAAGACGUCGCGCCUCUCAGCAUGUGCAGCAAAACAUACGUGUUUAUCCUCUUAGGUUGAUAUUUAUCGUGUUCUCACAGAGUUCUGCGGUGAUAUUUAUUUUUAUUUUUUAUUUUUAUUUUUUUUACACCGGGGUGUUCUCAUAUCGGGAUUAGUUUGUGUUUCUGCUGUAAAUAUGGAGGAUUUACCAGAAGAUUUGAGAUCAUUUCUGGAGAAACAGUCGUGCUUUGAGCUUACAGAGUCGAAAAAGAUUAAGUGUUUGCUGAAUGGACAUGAGUUUCCCUGUAGUCUCUCUGAGCUUCAACUCUUCAUAUCUGGCAAGAAAUACAAGAAGCUCAGUGCAAAGGAGGAGUUUAACUACAGCCAGUACGAGCCGCACAUAACCAACAGCACCAAACAACCUAAUCAUCUUUUCUGCAAACUCACGUUACGUCACAUUAACCGUGAGCCAAAGGAGGUUCUGCGACACGUAAGCGGCAAACGCUACCAGAAGGCUUUAGCGCAAUAUGAGGAGUGUGUGCGUCAGGGUGUGAAGUUUGUGCCUGUGCAGCUCAGGAAGAAGCAGAGACGCACAGAGAGUGAUGAGGACACAGACAGACGAGUGCAGAAGAAAAAAAAGAAGCAGACGGAGGACAGCGGUGUGUGGGCUCCCAGCUCCAGUGAAGAAGACCACAGCGACUCUGAGGACAGCAUGUCUGAUCUCUAUCCACCAUCACUGUUCAGUCUGAAGAACGCAGAUGAUGAGCAGCAGAUGAAAGAUGAUGAUUUUCAGACUGAUGAAGAUGAUGAUGAAGAAGAAAUGGAAGUAGAAAGCCAGGAGCAGAAACGCAGGAAGGUUCAGUCUGCUGGAUUUACUAAGAAAUUCAAGAAGAACAAUAAGAAGAACGGUUUUAAACGUGUCAGCAGAGUCAACGGGAAAUAAUAAAGUCUUUAAUUCACUCAAA